AUGCCUCCAAAGCGCAAACGUUCCGGUGAUGAUGAUGGUGAGAACGACUCUCCCAAGCAAUUUGCCUACCUGAAACCGCAAAUUCGUCGCGUCCCUGAGAAAACCAUCAAAUCAAAAUGGACAACUCUACCGGAGCCGGUCCAGGAGAAUGUCCGCGAGAUGUUUCACGCGCUAGAGCGUCCUGUGGUUAUGCGCCAGCCGAAUGAGAAGAAGCGUAUCGAAGCCCAGAGUGCAGUUCAAGCGGUGGUGCGAAAUCUAGGGAAACGACUACCACGCAUGCCAUUUCCUCCUAUCACAAAAGACUCCAAUUUUGACUACGAAUCUGCGUUAGAUGAACACCGCACACUUGAGGCAAACUUGGCUACGAUUAAGGAUAGCAGCGAUCUUUUGAGAGCUGAAAUUGCCAAAGAAGAGGCACUCCUGGCGAAUGAGAAGAAAGCGUUACAGCAGAUGGACAAGAAUGCGAAGCGUGCAGAGGCCGAGCGAAAGAGACAAACGAAAAAUGAACAUCCGGUUCUCCGACGCUUAGACGAACUACCUCAGAGCUCCAGAACUACUGAAUUUGCGUUGGUAGACACGAAGCCCAGCCAGGCAACUCUUGACGAGCUUGAUGUCGAUCCUGAGAUCCAGGGACUGAUGAAGCAACUGCAUGGUCACCUUCAAUCCAUGCAGACCAAUACCGCACCGCUAUCAGGGCUAAGGGACGCACUUGUUCGCUCCCAGGCGGCACUAGAUCUCUUUAAUGGGUCCAAUGAUUGA
This is a messenger RNA of Penicillium malachiteum, 759 nucleotides long. RefSeq lists its product as uncharacterized. The transcript is spliced from 5 exons. The coding region runs from base 1 to 759 and encodes 252 amino acids. NCBI's taxonomy places the organism in Eukaryota, Fungi, Ascomycota, Eurotiomycetes, Eurotiales, Aspergillaceae. The record is from RefSeq and is a predicted model, not a curated record.